AUGUCGCAGCAAGAGAAGCCCAUCACCGCUUACCCAAGCGUCGAGCUUCAGGAGCAGAACCAGGAAGGCGGACCCGGCCUCGACGCUGAAUUGAAGCCUGCCGCCAACUUCACGCAGCUUGAAUAUUGGGAUGACGACGGCAAGCCCUAUCUGAAGGAGUACGAGGGCCGUGGCCUGCUCAAGGACAAGGCUGUUCUGAUCACCGGAGGCGACUCGGGCAUUGGCCGUUCCGUGGCAAUCCUGAUGGCACGUGAAGGUGCUGAUGUCUCCAUCGUCUAUCUGCCCGAAGAAGAGAAGGACGCCCAAUGGACCAAGGCCCAGAUCGAGAAGGCCGGCCGAAAAGCCAACCUCAUGCCCUCGAAUGUGCGCGACGAGGAUGAGUGCAAGAAGGUCGUUGAUGGCCACAUCAAGGCUUUUGGCAAACUGAACGUGCUGGUCAACAACAGCGCAAUGCAGGAGAUUUCCAACGAGUUCCGCGACAUCGACCUGAAGUCGGUGGAAAAGACGUACCGCACAAACAUCCUUUCCGUGUUUGCCAUGACCAAGUUCGCUCUUCAGCACAUGAAGCGCGGUGAUUGCAUCGUCAACUCCAGCUCCGUUGCUGCCUACAUGGGCAACCCGCAGCUCGUCGACUACUCCUCUACAAAGGGCGCCAUCACCACCUUUACCCGCUCUCUGGCGCAGCAGCAGGCAAAACAUGGCAUCAGAAUCAACGCUGUCGCACCCGGAAUCAUUUGGACACCGCUCCAGCCAGCCACGAAGGGCAACCCUCCGGAAGUCAUGAAGGGGCUCGGUGUCGGAGAAGCCCCGCUUAACCGUCCAGGCAUGCCAGUGGAAUGCGCAACCGCUUACGUCUUCCUUGCUAGCCCGUAUGGAUCAUAUUGUUCAGGCGAGACUCUCCAUGUCACUGGAGCCUUGGAAGUACAAGGUUGA
Molecule: messenger RNA, 933 nt
Organism: Lasiodiplodia theobromae
Lineage: Eukaryota; Fungi; Ascomycota; Dothideomycetes; Botryosphaeriales; Botryosphaeriaceae
Product: Short chain dehydrogenase reductase
Exons: 3
Coding region: 1-933 (310 amino acids)
Molecular function (GO): oxidoreductase activity
Source: RefSeq, a predicted model, not a curated record